Messenger RNA from Branchiostoma belcheri (Belcher's lancelet), 1892 nucleotides. RefSeq names its product beta-1,4-galactosyltransferase 4-like. Gene Ontology annotation, biological process: carbohydrate metabolic process. NCBI's taxonomy places the organism in Eukaryota, Metazoa, Chordata, Leptocardii, Amphioxiformes, Branchiostomatidae. Gene Ontology annotation, molecular function: glycosyltransferase activity. The record is from RefSeq and is a predicted model, not a curated record. The coding region runs from base 261 to 1496 and encodes 411 amino acids. The transcript has 2 exons.
AUCGUUGAAGACACGUACAUGCAGUGAGAGCGAGACAGGGCAUUGGGACAUCUCAUCACCACAGGUAAUAUCGAUCGUUUGUCUUUGUUUGAACCGAUUCAACUGUCCAACAACCAUUUAGAAGGAGAAGUACGUUUCAACCAACCAACCAACCAACCAACCAACCAACCAACCAACCAACCAACCAACCAACCAACCAACCAACCAACCAACCAACCCAACCUAACCCAACCUAACCCAACCCAACCCAACCUGGAAACAUGCGAAAAACAAGCUUGCGGUGGCUUAUUUUACUGCAAGUCGUCGCCACACUAGUCUUGACAAUAUAUCUACAUUUGGUAAAAACGCCAGGUGACAGGAAAACGUUACAGAAACCACUGAGGGCUGAAAAUCCUUAUGAAAAUGUCGGGUACGGUGGAAAAUGGAGUCCCACCGGAAGAACUUCGUCCAGCUCCUCGGAGAGAGUCGACAUCUUGACGACACACCUACAUUUGGUGAAGACGCCAGGUGACAGGGAAACGUUACAAAAAUCCGUUCGGGCUGAAAAUCCUUAUGAACAGGUACAUGUAGGGUACGCUGGUAAAUGGAGUCCCCCUCGAAGAACACGGUCCAGCUCCUCGGAGAAAGUCGCCGUCCUGACGACACACCUACAUUUAGUGAAGACGCCAGGUGACAGGGAAACGUUACAGAAACCACUGCGGGCUGAAAAUCCUUACGGAAAUGUCAGGUACGGUGGAAAAUGGAGUCCCCCUGCACGAAAUAGGUCCAGUUCCUCGGAGAAAAUCGCCGUCUUGGUGACGUUCAGAGACCGAGAGAAACACCUGGAUAUAUUUCUCCGCCACAUGCACCCGUUUCUCCAGCGGCAGGGGCUUGACUACACCAUUUACGUCAUAGAACAACAUGGCGACGAACCCACGUUCUGCAAGGGUUUGCUCUACAACGUCGGCUUCACGGAAGCAUUAAAGGAGGAUCCUACUUACGACUGCUUCAUCUUCCACGACGUCGACCUCCUUCCAGAAGACGACAGAAACUUGUACACCUGUAGUCAGUCCCCCUAUCACCUCUCGGUCGCUGUCGACACAUUAAACUACAGCCUGCCCUACCAGGAACUGUUUGGUGGAGUGUCGGCCCUGAAAACCUGGCAUUAUAAACUGGUGAACGGAUAUUCCAACUUGUUCUGUGGAUGGGGAGGGGAAGAUGACGAUAUGGCUAUUCGGCUGAAAUUACACCUGUUAAAGCUGUCACGUCCGAGUAAGGACGUCGCCAGAUACAAGAUGUUACGUCACAACAAAACGGAAAGGAAUCCACAAAGGUACGAUCUUUUAACUCAUUGGAUAUUCAGGACUAAGAGAGGAGACGGACUGAAGAGUUUAUACAGAAAUGGCUUUACUAUAACUUCGACAUCACACAGAGAACUGUACACUCACAUCUUAGUAAAUAUCCAUAAGAGAGAAGCGCUGGCAAAAGACUUCACUAGCAACAGGCAUCACUGGUGAGACAAUUUCGGUUUACAGGACAGAUAAUCCAUGUAAUGUUUUCUCACUUGAGCCACGCCAUCUUUUGAUUUCUUUUGUCAAUUUCAUUUUUUUCUGAUUAGAAAAAAAUCACAUGAAUCAACCUCGAAAUGCAAACAACCAGUUAAAGAAAGUUAGUUUCUCAUUAUCUUUUACAGUUUUUCUGUUUAAUAAUAUAUUAUAAGUUCAACAAUAUAAUGCAUUGUUUGAAUCCAGCCUAAUAUAUAUUCACAUAUAUAUAUAUACUCACAAGUGAUAACUGGCUACUGAGGAUACGGUGAUAACAUUUGAGUCUUUGUCUUUUUCUAGUGACAUUUUCGCAUUUUAUCUAUGAUAUCAGGCAUACACGACAGUCACUAUAAAUCUUAUAUAUACUGA